UGUGCCUAUUGAUGAAUAUUAUCUGCAAAAAGAAAAAAAAAACACUUCUUCAAAGCCAAAAGGAAAAGGAUUUGGCAUUAAACAUGGAACAUAUGUCCUGGUUUACCUAAUUACCUUGCUCCAUUACUGAAGAAGGCAUACUGAUAAAUCAAAAGAAGAGACCAGCUGGAACAAAAUUUGGGGUUGAUGAGCAGAAGCAUACACUGCCUGUUUGAUGUGCCACCCAUGUUAGCUCAGGUUGCACAUAGCCUGGAUUUAGGGGCAUCAAGGGCAGAAUAUGUACUAUUCAAGAGAAGCUCAGGGAUAUCAAUAUAUGAUUGCUGGGUGCACCGUGCACGUAGGUUGUGAUGCUGGCUCAAGGAUCUAAAUUCCUGCUAUCCUUUUUUGGGGGUGUGAAUAAUAUUUCUUAUUGGUACUAUUUCUUGGUAGUAGGGACAAUUCCACUGUCUCAAAAUCGUGGUAAAUAUUAAGCAGUAAAACGAUUUUAACUUUUUCUAUAUCUUGAUUUUCAGGUCAUGCUAGAUUGAGCCUAUUACUGUUUCUACCCUGAAGCGCUAAUGUUUGCAGGCCUGAAGUGUCUCGUAUUCAGCUUGGAGGUGUUGGUGAAUUACUUAAAGCGACGAAUGCAGAAAUCUGCACGGAAGCGAUGCAUCCCAUUUUUGCCAUUUGGUUAAGUAGGUUUUGGUUAUUCUUAUACGUUGAGAGGAUACUUAUCAUGGGUUUGGUGGAUUAGACGUGGUAUAAUCCAGUUCUCAUUUUGGUUUUCCUUUUUGUUUGCUAGCUGACCUUAAUUACUUGGUGCCAUUUCCUGCUUUGAUUUUUAGGUGUUACUGUAAAUGAAGAGAUGAUUUAUUAUAUAUACUACAGAAUAUAGUUCACGCGUAUUACAAAGAAAACCGGUGUUUUGUUUCUGUUGGGCACUUUAGUUAGCAAAAGAGUAAAAUAGCCUUUCCAACUGGGGCUCUUCCCAUCCAUUUGUUUGUGAUCAUAAUUUUCCGAACCAUAUGUUUCAUUUUUUCUUCUAAGCUUAUCUUAGUUAAAACAUUCAACACACUUUCAGUUUCAGUUUUCAGUCUUUGAGCAAGGUUGCUUCAGAAUUAUCAGGCAUAUACAUGGAAAUGAAAUGAUUCCAUUCUCUGUUCAGUUUAUUUUCCUUGUAGGCUUAGAUUGAUCAUACAGCGAGUUAAAUGAAUAUAACUUCAAACAAGGCUCGAGUAAAAACUACGGAGGAAAAUGCAGUCAAUAGUGACUUGUGAUUGUGAUCUGCAUCGAGGAUUAAAAAGAUUUGUCUCGUACCACAUGAAGUCCUUCAGUAGAUUUGUAUACUUGUUCAAAAGAUUGUAAGAGCGAUGCAUCAACUUGUUUAGUUGCAGAGGUUGAAUUCGAAUCUUCAUACCCCACUGGACCGGGGCCCACACGUCAGUGACCCAUCUCAAGACUCAAAUUAAAUUGGUCACGUCUCGUUCGUCCUCAUCUCGCUCGCGUCUCGUCGGCAUGACGACUCCGCCGGCGGCGAAGCGCCGCCGCCGCUGCUGUUCGCUGCCGCCGGAGCUGAACGACGACGUCAUCGGCGAGAUCCUCCUCCGCCUCCCACCUGGCGACCCCGCGCUGCUCGUCCGCUGCUCCCUCGUCUGCAAGCCAUGGCGGCGGCUCCUCUCCUCCGACCCCGUCUUCCUCCGCCGCCACCGCGAGCUCCACCUCCGCCGCCGGACGCCUCGCCCCCUCCUCGGCUUCCUCUUCAACCAGCUCGGGGAAGACCCCGGCGUCGCCUGGUUCGCCCCCACCUCGUCCCUCCGCCGCCUCCCCCACCCCCACCACUGCGACUGGUACGCGCUCGACGCCCGCCACGGCCUCGUCCUCUUCAGCACCAUGCUCUCGCGCGACGCGGCGGAGCACGAGCUCGUCGUCUGGGACCCCAUGACGGGGCGCCGGUGGCGGCUCGACUUCCCGGGCUACCUCGAGGACUUCAACUGGUCCGCGUCGGUGCUCUGCGCCGCCGACGGCUGCGACCACCGCCACUGCCACGGCGCCCCCUUCCUCGUCGCGGUCGUGUCCACCGGCCGCUACUGCAACACCUCCGCGGCCAUCUACUCCUCGGAGACCGGCGCCUGGGGCGACGCGAUCGCGCUCGAGCGCGAGCACCCCGAUCCCGAUGAUGCCGUCAAGGUCGGGAAGCCCGGCGUCCAAGUGGGGAACGCGAUCUACUUCCCCUGCGUCCGGAGCGCCCAAAUCCUCGAGUGCGACAUGAGCGGCCACACGCUGGCGAUGUUCGACUCGCCGGCGGCCGGCCGGGGAUGGCCGGACAACGGCCUCCUCAUGACGGCGGAGAGCGGCGGCGGCGGCGGGCUGGGGUUCGCUUUCGUGCGGCGGUCCAUGCUCCACCUCUGGUCGAGGGAGCCCACCGGCGACGGCGCCAUGGCAUGGUCGCCGCUCCGAGGCAUCAACCUGGAGCCGCUGCUCACCGUGCUGAUCCGGAGACCACCUGAGCACCACUCCGUCACGCCUAAUCUGGUCGGCUUCGCCGACGGCGUCGGCGUCAUCUUCGCCGAGAUCGAUGGCGACGUCUUCACCAUUGAGGUGAGCUCUCGACGAGGCAAGAAGGUGUACAGGAGGGAAGACAUCCACACCAUCUUCCCUUACACGAGCUUCUACACUCCUCGCGGUGGUAUCAACUUUGAUCCAUUGCCAUGAACUCACUCGCGCUGCUGCUGCUGCUGUUAGCUUUGUUGUGGAUUUGACGUUAGUGAUUUCUUUCAGUUUGGAAGCCCAGGAACAGUAUUGUUUGCUCUGGUUUCAGUGGUUAGUUUAAGCCAUAAAAAGAGUUAAGUAGCGAUGGCCUAUUUUGUAACCUCUGUGUCUAGUUGGGCAGUUUUAACCAGGAAAAGAGUUGACUGCUCAUGAUCACUUCACUAUGUGAUUGUAUCAACUCAUCUACCUAUUUCUUUUUCGUUUUUCAUUUCCUCGCUGCCUAAAGCAUACUCUCGAAGAUACAAUACCUCUAUUUUUUUUAUAAUGCUACGCCGUUAAAUUUUUCUUUACAA
Messenger RNA from Oryza sativa Japonica Group (Japanese rice), 3041 nucleotides. NCBI's taxonomy places the organism in Eukaryota, Viridiplantae, Streptophyta, Magnoliopsida, Poales, Poaceae. The record is from RefSeq and is a predicted model, not a curated record.